CCAAGCAUACCCUUUUCUUUAUCAAACAAUGAAGCCCAGAUUCAAGGAACUCUACAAGCACACGCCGACCGGCAGGGAGGUGCGCCAGCGUCGGCUCUCGCACGAAGCCCAGCUGCGCCGCUCCCACCGCGAGCAGCUGUUCAUGGGCAAGCGUCUGCGCUACCGUCUGACCGAGGAUUCCGAGACCGAAUCCGAAUACGAGUUUACGCCGUCCGACACGGCCAUCAUUACCCGCGGGCUCAAGAGCACCAACAAGGGGGAGCGCCUGGACUCCCUAAAGAACCUCAGCACCAAGCUUGAGCACCCGUCUGAGGAGCUGCGCCGCUUUGUGUCACACGGCGACUGCAUUGAUCUACUGCUGAAAUUCAUCAGCGCGACCGAGACCGACGAGAAGCUUCUGAGCGUCUGGUGCCUUACCAAUAUUGCUGCAAAUGAGAGCGCGCUGGCGGAGAAAAUCUUGCCGGCCACGCCGCACCUCAUCACUCUCAUUUCCAGCGAUAACCUGUUAGUGCCUGCCAGCGUUGUCUGGGGGCAAGGUCAAGGGAAGGGCGAUCCAAAACUGCAGGAACUGGUCAACCAGGCGGUGUGGACUCUGGGGAACUUGGCCGCUGAGAACGAGGAGAUGCGCGAGCACCUCUUUGCCAGCGGUGCUCUGAAGCCGCUUGUCGAACUCGCUGACACGACCACAAGCAGCAAGGUCCUUCAGACAGCAUGCUUCGCCCUGUCCAACAUGGCCCGCCGACCCAACUCGUUCUUUGACGAGCUCUUUGCUCUGAACCUGCAUACUGCACUGGCCAGCCAGCUGGCCAAGUUCAAGAGUGACAAGGGCUGCGUCAAGGAAAUCUCCUGGGUCUAUGCCUACCUGGCAGCAUCGAGCUCCGAGUCUCAGGUCAAUAAGCUCCUGGCAUCUGGGGCUAUCGAGCAGCUGCUAGACUAUGCUGGAACGGUUGAUCCCCCCGAUGUCUCACUGAUUCCGAUCAUUCGUACCCUGGGCAACAUUGUCGCCGGCACUGAUGCCCAGACCCAUGCAGUCGUCAGGCUGCCGCAGUUUGUGCCGCUUAUUGUGCGCUGCAUCAAAUCCUCCAACUCGCGCGCCGUGGAGAAGGAGUCUCUGUGGGUGCUGUCCAGUGUCACCGCCACCAAACCCGACAUCGACGCCUUUGUCAGCGCUGGCAUCGUCGAUGAGCUGACCAAGAUUGUCGAGACGCAGAACUUUGACAUCCGCAAGGAAGCCGCCUUCAGCCUGCUCAACAUUGCCAUUGCUGGCCAGCGCCUGGAGGAGCUGCCAAACGAGCGCCUGGUCUCGGCAUUUGUUGAGUUUAUUAAGAGCCAGGACCAGGAGCUGGUGCGGCUUGGCACCCAGUACCUGCAGAUAUUGCUGACCCAAAUUAAGGACAGACAGGGCGUGGAGCUGCUGAAGAAUGUGACCGGCGGCAUCGAUGCGCUGGAAAACGCUGUGGCGGUCUCUGAGGAUGAUGAUGUCAGGACCACUGGAUCAGCGCUGAUUGACAUCUACUAUGGCGAGGAUAGCACCAAGAUGGAAUGAAGCCUGGUCUUUGCUGUUCAUGGGGCUGCGGCUCGGUCGCAAUUAUUUACUUAUCUUUUUCAUUUUUAUGCCGUUCGUAUUAUAUAAAAAGGUCAGCCAUAUGGC
Molecule: messenger RNA, 1651 nt
Organism: Linderina pennispora
Lineage: Eukaryota; Fungi; Kickxellomycota; Kickxellomycetes; Kickxellales; Kickxellaceae
Product: ARM repeat-containing protein
Exons: 5
Coding region: 29-1546 (505 amino acids)
Biological process (GO): NLS-bearing protein import into nucleus
Cellular component (GO): nucleus
Molecular function (GO): protein binding; nuclear import signal receptor activity
Source: RefSeq, a predicted model, not a curated record